Peronospora matthiolae is the source of this 795-nucleotide messenger RNA. The record is from the annotation of a GenBank genome assembly. NCBI's taxonomy places the organism in Eukaryota, Oomycota, Peronosporomycetes, Peronosporales, Peronosporaceae.
AUGACGAAGGUGCCGUCGGCAGAAGAGAUGCUGGCUCUCGUAGAUGCCACUACUGGGUCCAACGGGAUGAUGGAUCCAACUAUGCAAAGCCUAUGGAUACAGCUGCAAGAACAACAUGCGCUGAUUCAAGCUCACGGCCACGGGUCCCGCCCACGUACCGAUGCUAAAGCAGCUGUUAGUGAGUCUACCGGUUUGGAAAAGAUGAUUGAUUGUUCUGAAGUAGCUCAACUUGAGCAUGUAUCCAUCCCGCAAUCAGAACCACCAUCUCUAAAUUCGACAGUUAUGAAACGGAAAAGUAUUCCAUUAAGUAUGAAAAAAGAGGCUAUUGAAUGGAUUAUGGGUCCUGGAAAAGGAAUCCCAUCCCGAGCAGAGAAGCAUUUUGGAUGGGACGUCAGUGCUUCUUCGUUCCGCAAGUGGUGGAAGAAUCGAGACAGUAUUUUGAAAGACUUGGGGAGCAAAAAACGUAUCCGCGGAGGAGGCCGAAAGCCAUAUUUGGAAGAUUCGGAAGAAAAGUUACUGGUAGUGCUGAUCCAAGAACGAGCCAAGAAAGACCGAGUGACUAGAAAGUGGAUCGCCAAGACGGCGCAGCACAUGUUUCAGCGCUCCAGUACCAACUUUAAGGCGUCCGAAAAUUGGGUCACCAAGUUCAUUCGACGCAACAAACUUACGCUCAAACGAAGCUGUGUCGCGUGUGAGCCACAACAAGAGUGCUUGGAAGUGCAACAGAGUGAGACUUUGCCAGGCUCUUCUUCUGCGGUAACUCCUGAAGCGACCACCACCACUUUGGUUUUGUAA